AUGGCAGGAAGAGCAGCAUCUCCAAGACGAGCGAGUCCGAAGAAGGGGAGCAAAGGCUCCAAGAAGCGUGGACGUCGUCCAGGACCCCAGAAACGUCGCAGAAGGAGGAGGGAAUCUUACGGUAUCUACAUCUACAAGGUUCUCAAGCAGGUCCAUCCCGACACUGGCAUCUCAAGCCGUGGAAUGAGCAUCAUGAACAGCUUCGUGAAUGAUGUGUUUGAACGUAUUGCCGGUGAAGCAUCCCGACUCGCCAACUAUAACAGGCGCUCUACAAUAUCUAGCCGAGAGGUCCAGACCGCCGUCCGUCUAUUGCUACCCGGGGAACUAGCCAAGCAUGCCGUUAGCGAGGGAACAAAGGCUGUCACAAAGUACACAAGCUCCCGA
This is a messenger RNA of Owenia fusiformis, 384 nucleotides long. The record is from the annotation of a GenBank genome assembly. Lineage: Eukaryota; Metazoa; Annelida; Polychaeta; Sabellida; Oweniidae.